Messenger RNA from Cavia porcellus (domestic guinea pig), 4121 nucleotides. RefSeq names its product gamma-aminobutyric acid type B receptor subunit 1 (gene Gabbr1). Gene Ontology annotation, molecular function: G protein-coupled GABA receptor activity. The transcript has 23 exons. NCBI's taxonomy places the organism in Eukaryota, Metazoa, Chordata, Mammalia, Rodentia, Caviidae. Gene Ontology annotation, cellular component: membrane; G protein-coupled receptor heterodimeric complex. Bases 132 to 3029 code for a protein of 965 amino acids. The record is from RefSeq and is a predicted model, not a curated record. Gene Ontology annotation, biological process: G protein-coupled receptor signaling pathway; gamma-aminobutyric acid signaling pathway.
CGCGCCCGCGGCCGCCGCGCCCAGGCCGCAGACGGGUGGGGUUGAAGCGCGCGGGCGCAGGCGGCGGGCUAGGCGGCGAGCACGCGAGCGCGGGAGGAGCGGCGCGGGCCUGGGCCUGCAGCGGCGCCGAGAUGCUGCCGCUGCCGCCGCCGCUGCUGCUGCUGGCGCCGCUCUUCCUCCGGCCCCUGGGCGUCGUCGGGGCGCAGACCCCCAACGCCACCUCCGAAGGUUGCCAGAUCAUACACCCGCCUUGGGAAGGCGGCAUCCGGUACCGGGGCCUGACUCGGGACCAGGUGAAGGCCAUCAACUUCCUGCCCGUGGACUACGAGAUCGAGUAUGUGUGCCGCGGGGAGCGCGAGGUUGUGGGGCCCAAGGUGCGCAAGUGCCUGGCAAACGGCUCCUGGACUGACAUGGAUACCCCCAGCCGCUGUGUUCGAAUCUGCUCCAAGUCUUACUUGACCCUGGAAAAUGGGAAAGUUUUCCUGACGGGUGGGGACCUCCCAGCUCUGGAUGGAGCCCGGGUGGAUUUCCGAUGUGACCCCGACUUCCAUCUGGUGGGCAGCUCCCGGAGCAUCUGUAGUCAGGGCCAGUGGAGCACCCCCAAGCCCCACUGCCAGGUGAACCGAACGCCACACUCAGAGCGGCGCGCGGUCUACAUCGGGGCACUGUUCCCCAUGAGCGGGGGCUGGCCGGGGGGCCAGGCCUGCCAGCCCGCGGUGGAGAUGGCGCUGGAGGACGUGAACAGCCGCAGGGACAUCCUGCCGGACUACGAGCUCAAGCUCAUCCACCACGACAGCAAGUGUGACCCAGGCCAAGCCACCAAGUACUUGUACGAGCUGCUCUACAAUGACCCUAUCAAGAUCAUCCUCAUGCCUGGCUGCAGCUCCGUCUCCACACUUGUGGCCGAGGCUGCCCGGAUGUGGAACCUCAUUGUGCUCUCUUACGGCUCCAGCUCACCAGCCUUGUCCAAUCGGCAGCGUUUCCCCACAUUCUUCCGGACGCAUCCCUCAGCCACACUGCACAACCCCACCCGUGUGAAGCUCUUUGAAAAGUGGGGCUGGAAGAAGAUUGCCACCAUCCAGCAGACUACGGAGGUCUUUACAUCGACCCUGGAUGACCUAGAGGAGCGAGUGAAGGAGGCUGGAAUAGAGAUUACCUUCCGCCAGAGUUUCUUCUCGGAUCCAGCUGUGCCUGUCAAAAACCUGAAGCGCCAGGAUGCCCGGAUCAUCGUGGGACUUUUCUAUGAGACUGAAGCCCGGAAAGUUUUUUGUGAGGUGUACAAGGAACGGCUCUUUGGGAAGAAGUAUGUCUGGUUCCUCAUCGGAUGGUACGCUGACAAUUGGUUCAAGAUAUAUGACCCAUCCAUCAACUGCACGGUGGAUGAGAUGACUGAGGCAGUAGAAGGUCACAUCACCACUGAGAUUGUCAUGCUGAACCCUGCCAACACGCGCAGCAUUUCUAACAUGACCUCCCAAGAAUUUGUGGAGAAACUAACCAAGCGACUCAAAAGACACCCUGAAGAGACUGGAGGCUUCCAGGAGGCACCAUUGGCCUAUGACGCCAUCUGGGCACUGGCACUGGCCUUGAACAAGACCUCUGGAGGAGGUGGCCAUUCAGGUGUACGCUUGGAAGACUUCAACUACAACAACCAAACCAUUACUGACCAGAUCUACCGGGCAAUGAACUCUUCAUCCUUUGAGGGUGUCUCUGGCCAUGUGGUGUUUGAUGCCAGUGGCUCCCGGAUGGCUUGGACACUCAUCGAGCAGCUACAAGGUGGCAGCUACAAGAAGAUUGGCUACUAUGACAGCACCAAGGAUGACCUUUCUUGGUCCAAAACAGAUAAGUGGAUUGGAGGGACCCCCCCAGCUGACCAAACCCUGGUCAUCAAGACUUUCCGAUUCCUAUCACAGAAACUGUUCAUCUCCGUCUCAGUUCUCUCCAGUUUGGGCAUUGUCCUCGCUGUUGUCUGUCUGUCCUUUAACAUCUACAACUCCCAUGUCCGUUAUAUCCAGAACUCACAGCCCAACCUGAACAAUCUGACUGCUGUGGGCUGCUCACUGGCGUUAGCUGCUGUCUUCCCCCUGGGGCUGGACGGUUACCACAUUGGGAGGCAUCAGUUCCCUUUUGUCUGCCAGGCGCGCCUCUGGCUCCUGGGUCUGGGCUUUAGUCUGGGCUAUGGCUCUAUGUUCACCAAGAUCUGGUGGGUCCACACGGUUUUCACAAAGAAGGAAGAAAAGAAGGAGUGGAGAAAGACGCUGGAGCCCUGGAAGCUGUAUUCCACAGUGGGACUGCUGGUAGGCUUGGACGUUCUUACUCUCGCCAUCUGGCAGAUCGUGGACCCCUUGCACCGCACCAUCGAGACUUUUGCCAAGGAGGAACCAAAGGAGGACAUUGAUGUCUCUAUUCUGCCCCAGCUGGAGCACUGUAGCUCCAAGAAGAUGAAUACGUGGCUCGGUAUUUUCUAUGGUUAUAAGGGCCUGCUACUGCUGCUGGGAAUCUUUCUUGCUUAUGAGACCAAAAGUGUGUCUACUGAGAAGAUCAAUGACCACCGGGCUGUGGGCAUGGCCAUCUACAAUGUGGCGGUUCUGUGCCUCAUCACUGCUCCUGUCACCAUGAUUCUAAGCAGCCAGCAGGACGCGGCCUUUGCUUUUGCCUCUCUGGCCAUCGUGUUCUCUUCCUAUAUUACUCUGGUUGUGCUCUUCGUGCCCAAGAUGCGCAGGCUGAUCACCCGAGGUGAGUGGCAGUCUGAGGCCCAGGACACCAUGAAAACAGGGUCAUCCACCAACAACAACGAGGAAGAGAAGUCGCGGCUCUUGGAGAAGGAGAACCGUGAGCUGGAAAAGAUCAUUGCUGAGAAAGAGGAGCGGGUCUCUGAACUGCGCCACCAGCUCCAGUCUCGGCAGCAGCUGCGCUCCCGGCGCCAUCCCCCAACGCCUCCAGACCCUUCUGGGGGUCUACCCAGGGGGCCCCCUGAGCCCCCUGACCGGCUUAGCUGUGAUGGGAGUCGAGUCCACUUGCUGUACAAGUGAGGGUGUCAGGCAGGAAGGCUGGCGGGGAAGGGAGCAGGGAGCGGGCGGGAGGCCGGGGAGGAGGUGAGUGUCUCUGUCCCAGGCACGUCCCCACCAUCUGAGCCCACAUGUUAAACACCUGUGCCUCAGGAAUACUGGUAUUAUUUGGGUCUCUAAUACUCUGAGAAAUAGACCUUUUUGUGUCUCAUUCAUUCAUAUAAUCUGGUAUCAUUACUUCAUAAUGAAGUUUGUAUUUUACCUAGAGCUUCUCACACACGCUCCUUGGCAGCCUGGUCAUUCUGUCUGUCUAACAACUUGUUGCUGUCAUUACCAGGCAGCCUCCUGCCCUUUGGCUUCCCAUCGGCGGGGGUCCUCUUGCCACCCUGUUGCUCUCACCCUCAUAACCUCCUUUUGUUCCACUUUCUCUUCCACACAUUCCCAUUUGUUUUCUCCUUAGUUUUUCCCCUCUGAGGGCUCGUUCUGCUCACCAAGGCUCACUGUGUGUGUGUGUCCAUGCUACGCAGCACGUGUAUCCUCCCGCUCUCCCCCUGGGCCUGCGGGGCAUGUUCCUGUGCACGCAUGUCCUUCCAUAAGCUUCUCCAUGUGUGGUCCAUGUGCUCGCCCUGAGCCCUGCGCUAGCUGUGUGUGUCCCUCGCAUGGUCACAGCUUUGCCUGUGUCUUCCCUGCCUGUACACAUCUGUGCUCGCCUGUCUCCUCCUUCGCCUGAAGAGCAUUGUAUUCCACCAGGAGCCUGUGUAGCACCCUGUGCAUUGUUAUGACUCUGACCCUCUGCUGGGCUCUCAUACAUACUGUUUCCUCCUCAUACUCCGUGUCUGUCCUGCAUCUUCAUUGUGUGACCCUUGUCUGUACUCAACAGACAUCCUCUCCCAGACUGCUCCCUUUCAUUGAGUGCAUAUAUGAGGGAGCUAAGGGUAAAGAAUGGGGGCAGGUUUGGAGAUGCUUCGAGUUGAUGGAUGGUGGAAUCAUGACCAUAGGGAGGCACCUUGGACCAUCGGGAUGAACAGAUGGACUGAUGGGGCGAUGGAUGGUGUCCCUUUCACACUGGUGUCUCUUGAAGAAUCUUCCCAGAUCUCAAUAAACCAGUAGACAGUG